CAAUUACACAAAGGAAGAAGAACAGUGUUUUGUUUCUGGCGGAAACAGCAGCAUCAGGGUGUGUUUCGUUUCUUUCAUUAAAGUUUCACAACAACCUAAAUGUGUUUCUAAGACCUGGUCCGAGAUGUACUACUACCGAUAUGAGAACGCAGAGGUCAGCUGCUGUUAUAAAUAUCUGAUGUUCAGCUACAACAUCAUCUUCUGGCUGGCUGGAGUCGCCUUUAUUGCAGCUGGUUUCUGGGCAUGGAGUGAAAAGGGAGUCCUCUUGGAUCUCACCCAGGUGACCCGGCUUCAUGGUUUUGACCCGGUCUGGCUGGUCCUGGCAGUCGGUGGAAUCACCUUCAUCCUGGGCUUUGCUGGCUGUGUGGGAGCUCUGAGAGAAAACAUCUGUCUGCUCAAGUUUUUUUCAGGAGUGAUCGGCUUCAUUUUCGUCCUGGAGCUGACCGCUGCCAUCCUGGCGGUGGUUUUCCAGAGUCAGCUAAAAGAAUGGAUCAACGACUUCUUCCUGGCAAAUAUCAGAGCAUACAGAGACGACAUCGACCUGCAGAACCUCAUUGACUCUCUGCAGAGGAUGAACCACUGCUGUGGAGCUCAGAAGCCGGACGACUGGGACCUGAAUGUGUAUUUCAGCUGUAAUGACACUCAUCGCAGCAGAGAGAAGUGUGGAGUUCCUUUUUCCUGCUGCGUCACCGACCCUGCUGACUCGGUGGUGAACACUCAAUGUGGCUAUGAUGUCAGAGGCAAAAACACGAACGAGUGGAGUGAUCAUAUCUACGUUAAAGGCUGCAUCAUGGCGUUAGAGGACUGGCUACCUGGAAAUCUCUACACAGUUGCGAUCGUCUUCACCGUCAUCUCUCUGCUGCAGAUGGUGGGGAUCUACCUGGCCAGGACCCUGAUCUCUGACAUCUUAAAGGUCAAAUUCAGCUACUGAAGUACCGCCUGCAGAGGACGAGCCUUAAACAUGCCUCCAGCAGACGUUCCUGGACCAAGCUUCCCGAGUCAGAUGUGCCUUCACUUCCUUUUCUUCUUAUCCUUUCUCUUCAGCAGCUCUGCCGUAUCAUCUCUCAGUUUGUGUCAUCAGAGCAGUCGUCCUCUGAUGAUGACCGUGUCGCUGUAGUUACUGAACAGACGUUAGAGCAUCAGCAGUCCCGAGGGAGAGCACGUGGUGUUCUCCUCUCCUCCUGGACAAUCUGUUGAUGCUACAGAGCGUCGUCUUUGUUUCCUCUGUGAGAGUCUCGUCGUGUCACAGACAUGAAGCUGCUCAACACCAGACUGCCUUUACUUCUUCUGCAGUUUAAAGAUGAACUCAAACUCUCAGUCCUCUCUGUGAAUGUUUAUUGAACUUUGACCUUUGGCCUGAUCAGUCGUUUACCACUCAGUGCCUACACAUCUUCAUCAACUUCAUAAUUCUCUUCAGGUUGCUCUCAGGUCCUCUCUUGUGACUAUCUGGCCAUAAGGAGUAUUGAUACUUCUUUCCUUGAUGUAUCUGAUAAAGUCUUUAUAAAUGUAUUUUUUAUUAAGAACUGUGAAAUAAAACAGAACGUGAGCGCGGUGAAGAAGAGGAGUUUGAUUACCCAAAUAUUUCCUGAUUGAUUGGUUGUUAGUGUUUUCCUUCGUCGUCUGUGUGUUUCAGAAAUUUAAACCGGGACACUAACUCUUUAUGGUUCUUAAUCCAGCUGGACCAAUGGGAGAGAGAUGAGCCUGUGAUGUCAUCCACAGUAGGUGAAGUUUACAGAGAUCUCACUGCUUUAUGUUUACGUCUGUGUCAUUGAUCAUCGAGAUCUGUGACAAGAGACAAUAAUAUCCAAACAUUUUUAGUUUAUUUUAAAAUCUGACUCAAAUACUUUUUUGAUUUCUUGAUGGUCCAAUCUGUGCAUGUCUUAAACUCUUAUUGAUCUUGUUAUUGAUAAGGUGUGAUCUCAUGCAGCUUUAAUUUUAAGUUUGUUUUUACAAUCUCUGAAUGAGACUUCACAGUGAAUCAGAAACCACACACAGGAGGAAACAGACUUCAUGUUGAUCGUUUUAUUUAAAGGGCAGACUCUUCUUUAACAUCUCAGGUCACAUGAUCACCUGUGUGAUUGAUUAGAGUCUGAGCUGUAUGACACUGGAUUCAUAUUUCAUGAAAUGUUUGGAAUGAGUGAAGAUGUUUAGGUGAUAAAGCCGAUAAGAAAACAAACUUUUUGUCCCUUUUCCUACUUCAGCAGUUUUUCAUUUCUUUCUGUUCAUGAUUUCAUGUGUUUGUGAUUUCAUGUGUUUGUGAUUUCAUGUGUUUGUGUUUCGCUGGGAGUGUAAACCAGAAGACUUUUAUUCCAAAGGGAUUCUUUGUUUUUGAAUUUUUUAUUCUUCUUGUAUUCAACAAAAUAAAAAAUAAGUUUGGUUUGA
Notolabrus celidotus (New Zealand spotty) is the source of this 2382-nucleotide messenger RNA. It is a transcript of the gene tspan14, whose product is annotated as tetraspanin 14. The record is from RefSeq and is a predicted model, not a curated record. Bases 125 to 931 code for a protein of 268 amino acids. Gene Ontology annotation, biological process: regulation of vascular endothelial growth factor signaling pathway; protein maturation; protein localization to plasma membrane. The transcript has 9 exons. Gene Ontology annotation, cellular component: membrane. Lineage: Eukaryota; Metazoa; Chordata; Actinopteri; Labriformes; Labridae.